Molecule: messenger RNA, 810 nt
Organism: Pararge aegeria (speckled wood butterfly)
Lineage: Eukaryota; Metazoa; Arthropoda; Insecta; Lepidoptera; Nymphalidae
Exons: 3
Coding region: 1-810 (269 amino acids)
Molecular function (GO): DNA binding
Source: RefSeq, a predicted model, not a curated record
AUGGGACGGAAAUCUGAAAGAGAAACAGGAAGUACAAUACAAAAGAAAUGGAAGAAUAUGCGCGAUUCUUUUGCUAAAGAAUUAGCUAUGCAACGGGGUAAAUCAGGUCAAGGUGCUAUAAAAAAGAAAAAGUAUGUACAUUUCGAUUCUCUGUGGUUUUUGGUACCAUCUCUUCAAAAAAGGGAGACUAGCAGCAAUGUUAAGUCUCCUUCACAAGAUUAUCCUGAUGACACUGAAAACCUUCCACCAACGAAUAAUAAUCGAACCUCAUCCUGUAAAAAGGCCUCCAAAAGCCAAAGUCAUAAUGAUGAUUAUAAACAAAAAUUGUUAGAUUAUUUGAAUAAAAUGCAAAAUAAGUGUGAAUAUGACGAAGACGUAAACUUUUCACAGAUGAUUGUACCGAUGCUACGCAAACUGAAUGAUGAUCAAAAACAUUUUGCUAAGAUAGAAAUUAUGAAUGUUUUGCAAAAAGCCAAAUCUUUCUAUCCAUUUGAAUCAUCAAUCCAUUGUCAAAGAUCAAAAUCACAUUAUCCGCAAUCAUAUUAUACAUAUUCCCCUUCUCCAUCACCAACUAUGCCGAUACAGUCACCAGUUUCAACACCAAUAAUAUCGACUGGGCAACAAACUGGAGCACAGUUUAUUACAGGGCCUGCAAAACAAACCAUCUACUUACCGCUCAAUACUUCUUCUGCUCCAUCAACAUCACAAACACCCAUGGAUUCCAUUCAAAUACUCGAUCAGUCAGAACUAUUGCAAUAUGAACAACAACCUACAGCUGCCAACUAUCUGUCCCAAUUGCAAGAACAAUAA